Coccinella septempunctata (seven-spotted ladybird) is the source of this 1567-nucleotide messenger RNA. RefSeq names its product protein amnionless-like. The coding region runs from base 95 to 1537 and encodes 480 amino acids. Lineage: Eukaryota; Metazoa; Arthropoda; Insecta; Coleoptera; Coccinellidae. Gene Ontology annotation, biological process: receptor-mediated endocytosis; intracellular protein localization. Gene Ontology annotation, cellular component: endocytic vesicle; apical plasma membrane. The transcript is spliced from 8 exons. The record is from RefSeq and is a predicted model, not a curated record.
CGGUCGUGAAAGUCGCCCCCAGUAUCACGUUUCGGGUUUUUUAUCAUUCGGCAGCGCGUACAUCACAGAUGGAGAUUUUGAGCGGAGCGGAGAGAUGGGUGCAAUCGUGAAGUUUUACGUGUUCUGGCUGUGUUUUUACCGUCUUUUCAGAGAGAACUCCGCAGAAGAACACACGAAAGUUUGGAAACCGGAUAACGACCUAUUUAAGAGGUUGAACUGGGUGGACCCCAAUUCUGAAGAAAAUUGCAGAAAAGUCGAAUUUGCGCCUAUAAACAACGGUCAGAUUUACAUAACCAAACUUGCUGCAGUCGAGUACGUGCUCCCUUUAACAGGGAAAUUAGAAUUCGCCGAAGGAGGUUCGAUGAAAGUCGUGGAUGCUGGCAGCGAUAUGAAAACGAACUGUUUGAAACUGAAGCCGCUGAUGAGCCACGAUUACUUAGAUCCGAGGAACUGGGACAGUGACGUGGCGGACAAUCCCGCUGUUCCCGAUAGGGAGAAGUUGCCCUGUAGGGAUGAUCACAUAGUAUUCCGAAGUCUGAACACUUCUUCAGUCGAUUUCGAUAGUUUAAGGGACGAUCACAUAGUAUCGCGUUUCACGGCUGGAGAUUACACUAGUUCUGACCAUGAGGUUGUGGAUGUCACACUUCUCGCUCGCCUCAUCAUCUCCGAGAGGAAGUGUCGCAAUCCAGCUGGCUGUGUUUGCAACGACGAAAGGAACUUCAUCUGUGGCCCACCGAAGAAAAGUGAAUGUAUGGACCCUGUCUUUCCUAAGGGGUUCUGCCAUCCAAUUUGUGGUGCGUUCACUGUCUUCAAACCUAAGCGAGGUUUUUCUUUGAAGAAACUCGAAGAUGCCUUGAAGGAUUACAGUGACGUAUACACUCACGUGAGCAAAAUAGACGACGAUGUUAUUCAAUUGGUUUUCGCAGAGAAGGAAUACUCUGGAGAUAGCGCGGUAUAUGCCGAAGAUUUUUAUGAAAAGUUGCAAGAAAAAUCCGAAGAGUUCAAAAUAACCGACUUGGGGAACUUGAAAAAGUCCGGAUCACGAACGACCGGCAACGCAUCUCUGUUCACUGUUCUCCUCUCGAGCUUGCUCUUCGUUUGUGGCAUUUUCGGCCUUGUUUUUUGCCUCUAUGGCGACAGGAGAUGGCUGACCAACCUCAGAUUCAGAACGCCAACCACCUUCCCUCUCACUUCUACCUACAGGGCGAGAUUCAGCAGUAGGGAAGAUGAGAGUGGUCUAAUUUUCGACACACAAUCGAUCGCAGGAUCGGUCUUGAAUUUACGUCAAUCUUUCGAUAAUCCCAUGUUUGGCGAUGCGUCAGCUGUUAAAGAAAACACAGACGAGCAGAAAAUUGAUACCGUAGAGGAAAAACCGGCAGAGAAAAACGACCCACUUUUCGAUUUGAAGAAGCUGAACGAAGAACUCCACGAGGAGAUAGGUUCGAACCUGGUGAAAGAUCUGCAGGAAUCUUUGAAUUUUAGUGCAGGUCCAGACUAUCCGCCACUCAUUGAAGUUGAAGAAAUCGAUGAGGAUUGAUAAAACGGGAAAUAAAAGUUUGAAAUUGAA